Ramularia collo-cygni is the source of this 732-nucleotide messenger RNA. RefSeq lists its product as uncharacterized. Bases 1 to 732 code for a protein of 243 amino acids. Lineage: Eukaryota; Fungi; Ascomycota; Dothideomycetes; Mycosphaerellales; Mycosphaerellaceae. The record is from RefSeq and is a predicted model, not a curated record. The transcript is spliced from 2 exons.
AUGCAGUCCUUCAACACUCUCCUGAGYGUGCGAGAUGGCUCCUGGUCUUUCCCAGUCACAGCUGCUCCGCCUCUCCCAUCUGCUUCUGUGGAUCUCGCCACUUCACUUCCAGGCGACGUUGCCACGGCGACUGUGCCGGACAUCCAGACAGCUUCUGACUUCGAGGACGAGCAUUCAUCGACUACGAUUGAGCAGCCCAUCCUUUCCAAACCCAUCCCGCCAUCAACGCCCGUGAAGAGCACCAAGAAGUCUCGGAAGCGCAAAGUCACCGAUCCUGAUGGCGAAUACAAGAGCUCCGGCAACAAGAAGAAGCGCGCAGCACCUACUCCGACCAAAUCGAAACCCAAGCGCAAGACCUACGACUACCUCGCCGAGACCGACUACAAGCCCACUUCGAAGGUCGUUGUGGAGUACACUAUCGACGACGAGAUUGACGAUGACCCCGACAUCUGCCAUGAUGACUGCGAGGAAAAAGAUGAACAGGACAUGAUCCAUUGUGACGGAGAGGCUUGUCGUCUUGGUGGGAAGUGGUUUCAUACUGGAUGUGUUGGGUUCGACGGGCCUUUGCCAUCGAAUAUCGAGGAUUUUGAGUGGUACUGUCUGACUUGUCGCGAGGAGCUUGGUGUUGGAGAGGAUACGGAUGGGUUGAUCUAUCGCGCUGAUUCGGGGAUUGGAGAUGACGGGGAUGUGAAGGUGGUGGCGAGACGUCUGCGUUCUGCGAGUGGAUUGUAG